Cuculus canorus (common cuckoo) is the source of this 1893-nucleotide messenger RNA. Its product is annotated as keratin, type II cytoskeletal 5. Gene Ontology annotation, cellular component: keratin filament. The transcript has 9 exons. The record is from RefSeq and is a predicted model, not a curated record. Gene Ontology annotation, biological process: intermediate filament organization; keratinization. NCBI's taxonomy places the organism in Eukaryota, Metazoa, Chordata, Aves, Cuculiformes, Cuculidae. Gene Ontology annotation, molecular function: structural constituent of skin epidermis. Bases 94 to 1701 code for a protein of 535 amino acids.
GCUCGAGGGAGCACAACCUCACCUUCCUGCCUUCAGCCACCUGCUUGCUGCUUUAUUCUUUAUACCACUCUUACCCUCUUCACAUCAUCCAUCAUGUCUCGCCAGUGUGCUGCAAGGAGAACUGGCUUCAGCGCUGCUUCUGCCUUCAUCCCAAACGCCGGCAGCAUCAGCUUCUGCUCAUAUCCUGCAGCCCAAGGUGGAAGCUGCGGUACUGCCGCUGCGUACGGAAGAUUUGGUGGAGGUUUUGGAAGCAGGAGCCUCUACAGUCUUGCUGGGUGCAAGAGGAUCGCCAUGGCUGGAAGGGGUGGUGGCUUCUGUGGACCUGCACCUUCUGGUGUCGGCACUGAGAUCUCCUGGGGUUUUGACGGUGCAUUUGGUGGUGCCUUUGGGAUUGGUGGUGGAAUGGGUGGCCCUGUACUCCCUGCUGUCCCAGCCAGGGGCAUCCACGAAGUCUCAGUCAACCAGAGCCUUCUGAAACCUCUCAAACUGGAGAUUGACCCCAACAUCCAGAAUAUCCGUAAGGAUGAGAAGGAUCAGAUUCAAACCCUCAACAACAAAUUUGCCUCCUUCAUUGACAAGGUCCGAUUCCUUGAACAACAAAACAAAGUCUUGGAGACCAAGUGGGCUCUUCUGCAAGAACAGGGGAACAAAACCGUCAGAAAAGACGUCGAGCCCCUCUUCGAGACCUACAUCAACAACCUCAGGAGGCAGCUGAGCAGCUUGCUGGCAGACAAGGAGAACCUGGCAGGGGAGCUGAGCAAAGUGCAAAGCCUUGCUGAGGACUUCAGGAACAAAUACGAAGAGGAAAUCAACAAGCGCACGGCUGUUGAGAAUGAAUUUGUCAUCCUGAAGAAGGAGGUGGAUGCUACCUACAUGAACAAGACAGAGCUGCAAGCCAGGCUGGAUUCCCUGAUGGAGGAGAUAGAUUUCCUCAGAGCCCUCUAUGAAGCUGAACUGUCUCAGAUGCAGACCCAGAUCUCUGACACCUCUGUCAUUCUGACCAUGGACAACAAUCGCAGCCUGGACAUGGACAACAUCAUUGCGGAAGUCAAAGCACAGUACGAGGACAUCGCCAACCGCAGCCGGGCAGAGGCUGAGUCUUGGUAUCAGACCAGGUAUGAAGAGCUGCAGGCUACGGCAGGCAGGCACGGGGAUGAUCUCCGUAACACCAAGCAGGAGAUCUCUGAGCUCAACCGCCACGUCCAGCGGCUGCGGUCUGAAAUCGACAGCGUGAAAAAACAGUGUGCCAGUUUGCAGGCAGCCAUUGAGGAUGCUGAGCAGCACGGCGAAAUGGCCCUCAAGGAUGCCAGGACAAAACUGGCUGAGCUGGAGACAGCCCUACAGAAGGCCAAGGCAGACCUGGCCCAGCAACUCCGGGAGUAUCAGGAGCUCAUGAAUGUCAAAAUGGCUCUGGACAUUGAGAUUGCAACCUACAGGAAGCUGCUGGAGGGAGAGGAAUGCAGGCUCUCUGGAGAAGGUGCCAGCGCAGUGAACAUCUCUGUGACCAGAACCGCUGUAGGAACAGGAUAUGGAAGCGGAAACUGUCUCAGCUUCGGAGGCAGCAGUGGUGUUGGAGGUGGAAUCUGUGCUGGAGGAAUGGGUUUCAGCUCUGGAAGCGGACAAGGUGCAGCUGGGUCUGGUGGAAGCAGUUCCAGCGCGAAGUACGUCUCCACCACCUCUUCAACCAAGAGAUGCUAUUAAAGCCAGGCGUCAGCACCGUUAGCCCGCGUGUGCUGCUCCCUUUCGUAUCGUCUGCGAUCCCUCCCCUGUUAUUUCCACAAGAUUUGGAAGUCAAACCUGUCUGUCCUUAUUUAUACGAAACACACCAUGCGCCUGUUUGUGCUUCGCCUCUCUGAAAUCCUCAUUUCCCAGUGUUUGUCUAAUAAAAGACAC